AUGUUAUCCAGAAAAUAUUUAUUGUCAUCAUUUUUUUGGUUUCUCACGGAUUAUUUCGAAAACUUUUGUCAAGCAAGUUAUGAGCCACCAGGUAAUUCUGUGGGAUCAAAUAUUAUCGCUAGUGGUGUUGGAAUUGGAGGUGUAAGAGCAGACUGUCUCGACUACACAGGUCGAUAUGUCAGUCAUGGAAAACAUUUUGUUCCACCAGGAGAAGAUAUGUGCAAAAUAUGUGUUUGUGAAAAUGGAAGUACAAAGGGAUGUCGAGUUGUUCACUGUGCUCCACCGUACGGAUGUAAAUCUUUCACAAUGGGAAGAUCACAAUGUUGUGAUUUCACUUGCUUAGAUGACAAAUUUGCAUUAACACCAACAGAUAUCGCAAUUUGGCUAAUCGCUAUAAUUUUGAUUGGAUCAGUAUUACUUGGAUUAAUAUUGUUGGCAGUCAACUGUUUUUACGGGCACAUCUUCAACCAGGUUUUCGAUCAAGUUGGCAGCUUAAAUGCCGGAUGAGCCUAAAUUUAUUCGGGAAACUUUCUCGAUAAUGAAAAUCAUCUUAAAUAGGACGUCAUUAAAUUUCUAAAAACGCAUAAAAAGUUAUGAUUUAUGAGAUAAAAAUGUAACGAUGCCAUGCAAUGAACGAUAAUGCUUGAAAGAACAUGCCAAAGUACCUUUAGAAAUUCUAUUUCAUGUUGGAAUGUCUAGGAAGUUUAAAUAUGCUCUAUUUAAAACAGAAGAAAUUUGAGAAUAAUUUAAAAUGAAAAGCAAAAUUAGAAAUUUUAUGGAAAUGUUAAAAAUUCAAUUUAAAAAAAAAACUUUUAAAACACAAUUCGUAGAAAAAAUAUAGAUAUUAAAUAGUAUUAAAUCUAAAAACAAUGUUAAUUGCAUUAAAGCAUUUAUAGGCUAAUUCUCGAAGUAAAUAAAAGUAUAAGGAGCACCCAUGUAAGGUCUGCAUAAGACGAGGCAACUCUUAAAAUUUAUUCAUGAAUCCACUCAGAUUGGAAUUGUAAAUACUGGAAACGAGAUUAUUGAUUUUUUCGAAAUAAAACAUUUAAUGAAACAUCUAAUGAGAAUAAAAAUAUUUGUUGAAAAC
Molecule: messenger RNA, 1087 nt
Organism: Clunio marinus
Lineage: Eukaryota; Metazoa; Arthropoda; Insecta; Diptera; Chironomidae
Source: the annotation of a GenBank genome assembly